AUGGGUCACCCAGCGGGUCUUCGCGCGGGAACGCGCUAUGCGUUCAGCAGAAACUUCCGUGAGAAGGGUAUGAUCAAGCUCUCCACGUACCUUCGCCAGUACAGAGUCGGAGAUAUCGUCGACAUCAAGACCAACGGUGCCGUCCAGAAGGGUAUGCCUCACAAGGUCUACCACGGCAAGACCGGUGUCAUCUACAACGUCACCAAGUCCGCCGUCGGUAUCAUCAUCUACAAGAAGGUGAAGCACCGCUACAUCGAGAAGCGGAUCAACAUCCGCGUCGAGCACAUCUCCCCCUCCCGUUCGAGAGACGACUUCAUCCGCCGCGUCAAGGAGAACGCUGCCUUGAAGAAGAAGGCCCAGGCCGAGGGCAAGGCCCUCACCCUCAAGCGCCUUCCUCUCAUGCCCCGUGACGCCCGCACCGUCGACUUCAAGGAGAACAAGCCCCAGACGGUCACCCCUCUCCCCUACGAGACGACGAUUUAG
Colletotrichum godetiae is the source of this 483-nucleotide messenger RNA. RefSeq names its product ribosomal protein L21e. NCBI's taxonomy places the organism in Eukaryota, Fungi, Ascomycota, Sordariomycetes, Glomerellales, Glomerellaceae. Gene Ontology annotation, molecular function: structural constituent of ribosome. Gene Ontology annotation, biological process: translation. The transcript is spliced from 3 exons. Bases 1 to 483 code for a protein of 160 amino acids. Gene Ontology annotation, cellular component: cytosolic large ribosomal subunit; ribosome. The record is from RefSeq and is a predicted model, not a curated record.